Molecule: messenger RNA, 849 nt
Organism: Auxenochlorella protothecoides
Lineage: Eukaryota; Viridiplantae; Chlorophyta; Trebouxiophyceae; Chlorellales; Chlorellaceae
Product: Eukaryotic translation initiation factor 3 subunit F
Exons: 3
Coding region: 1-849 (282 amino acids)
Biological process (GO): translational initiation
Cellular component (GO): eukaryotic translation initiation factor 3 complex, eIF3m
Molecular function (GO): metallopeptidase activity; translation initiation factor binding; translation initiation factor activity
Source: RefSeq, a predicted model, not a curated record
AUGGUGGCGCCCUUGACGCUCCCGCUGGGCUUCACCGAGUCCACCGUGCAGGUGCACCCCGUGGUCCUGUUUACAAUCUGCGAUGCCUACAUUCGGCGCAACCAAGGACAGAAGCGCGUGAUCGGCACCCUGCUGGGCACGGUGUCUGACGGCAUCAUUGACGUGCGGAGCUGCUACGCCGUACCCCACAGCGAGAACAACGACCAGGUGGCGCUUGACGUGCAGCACCACCAGACCAUGGCGGCGCUGCAGCAGAAGGUCAACCCGCGCGAGCAGAUCGUGGGCUGGUUCUCCACCCACGCCGAGGUGUCCGGCUCCGACGCCCUCAUCCAGUCCUUCUACGCCAACGAGUGCGCCAGCCCGGCGCUGCUCACCGUGGACACCAGCCUCCGCGACGGCGCGCUGGCCGUGCGUGCGCACGCCUCGCGCGCGCUUUCCAUCCAGGGCCGCGAGCUGGCGCGAGAGUUCCAAGAGGUGGCCUGCCGCAUCACCUCCACCGACCUGGAGCAGCUGGGCACCGACCUGCUGGCCACGGAGGAGACGAGGCUGGGGGCCCAGGAGGAGGAGGAGGAGGUGGUGGAGGCGCUGCACCGCCUGCGCGCCGCGCUCUCCACCGCUGCCGCCUACGUCGACGCCGUCGUGGCGGGCAAGACGCCCGGUAACGUGGCUGUCGGUCGGGCGCUGGCGGACGCCGUGGCAGCGGUGCCGCGCUUCCCGGCCCAUGAAUUCGAGGAGGCGCUGUCCAGCAGCCAGAACGACGUGCUGCUGACCCUCUACUUUUCUAACCUCAUACGCGCGCAUGUGGCCCUGGCAGACAAGCUGGGCACCAUGCAGCUGCCCCUCAUUUGA